CAUCCAAUCAGGCUUGUUCUCCAAGUGCAAAGUUGAAGCCCAACCAACACACACAUACACCCACAUAUCCUGUUGUAGUAAAUCGUGGACUUUUUGCGGUGAAACACUGCGUUUAAACCUGUGUCCAUUCCUGGGAGCAAACUUUCCAAGUCCCCGGGUCGACCUUCGGAACAAACGCCCGGACGAGCCUGAAGACAGACGCUCCAAAGCCCCAGGUUCGAGCGAGGAGGAAUGCCACGCAGGCAGCUCUUCCCGGAGCUCUACCCGGAGCCCUGAGCUCUUCCCCCGAAGAAGGACUCGGCCGCACUCGGUGCAAGUAUGAGCGACCGCGCUCCUGUGGUGGUAUUCUGACAUCCGCAUUGUUUCCAGAUUGGGUUUCUCUGUGUUUCUGUUCUGUUGAUGAAGAUGAAGAUUAGGAAGUACUUCAGGGGCAGCGGGAGGGUGCUCGCCUUCGUGUUCAUUGCCUCUGUGAUUUGGCUGCUGUUUGACAUGGCUGCCCUCCGCUUGUCCAUGAGCGAUAACAGCAGCGUGUUGCUGAAGCAGCGGGUGGUCAAGGAAAGGUUGAUUAUGAAAAGUCAGACCACCAAGAUGACGCUAGAGAGGCGAGGGGGAUUUAAGAACCCGGUGCAGAGGGUGGACUAUGAAGGGAAGGACAACGUCCAGUUGUUGGACAGAGUAGCGGGUGCGUAUAGACGCCAGCAUAAAGAGAUGGGGAAAGGAGGUAAAAACAAAGUUAAUGGAGACUCUUUGGUUUUAAAAAGAAGUAAAGAAGCUGUCCCUGAUUUCAUCACACUCUCACCCAAGCAGAACCUUUCUGAGCCCAUCAAAGACUCUGUUGACAUCAAAGUGGCUCAGGAUAGUUUGAUCAAUGUGACAGGUCCUGUCGUUGUGACAAAAGCGCUAAAACUUCAGCCUGUGGUACAGGAGAACAAACAUGCUCCGCUACCUACCGCACGGAAGGACUUUCAGCACACGGGAAACAGAAGUGUUGUACAUGUGGACCCCAAAGUAAACAAACAGGUUAAGGAGGAACCUAAGGCUAAGUCUGCUAAACAAGGAAAUGAAGACAGCCACAUUGCCAAAAAACAUGACUUAACAAAAAACAAUAAACAGGAAAACAUAAUUUCCAAAAGGGACUUCAAUGCAACGAAAGAAGCCGGAGAACCGAAGCCAAACCAAGCUUUGGAUUCAUUGGCUAAGCCAGUGUUAGCUGGGAAAUCAAGAGUCCACAAAGUGUACGCCCUGGAUGUCACCAGUGCUCCCAGAGACCCCAAAGCAGUGGGCCAGUAUGGGAAGGUCGCCCUGGUGCCCAGCGAUAAGCAGGCGGAGUCCAAGAGCAGAUGGGCGGAAGGGCACUUCAACGUGUUCCUCAGCGACCAGAUACCCCUGGAUCGAGCCAUCCCGGACACCAGACCUAAGACGUGCUCCGACAGCGUGGUCCACAACGACCUGCCGUCCACCAGCGUGAUCUUCUGCUUCGUGGACGAGGUGUGGUCCACGCUGCUGCGCUCUGUCCACAGCGUCCUGAACCGCUCGCCCGCCCAUCUCCUGGAAGAGAUCAUCCUGGUGGACGACUGCAGCACCAAAGACUACCUUGGGAAGCAGCUGGAUGAGUACAUGAAGAAGCUGCCCAAGGUCCGCAUCAUCCGGCUGAAGGAGAGACAGGGUCUCAUCCGGGCUCGGCUGGAAGGAGCUGCCGUCGCCAAAGGCAAGGUUCUCACGUUCCUGGACUCGCACGUGGAGUGCAACGUGGGAUGGCUGGAGCCUCUGCUGGAGAGGGUUUACCUGGACCGGAAGAAGGUGGUGUGCCCCGUCAUCGAAGUCAUCAGCAGUACGGAUAUGAGUUACGUGAUGGUUGACAACUUCCAGAGAGGCGUUUUCACAUGGCCUCUGGGGUUCGCCUGGAACACACUGUCAGAGGAGCAAAUCAAGAAGGACAAAAUGAACGUCUCGGAUCCCCUCAGAUGUCCUGUCAUGGCUGGCGGGCUUUUCUCUAUCGACAAGUCAUACUUCUACGAGCUUGGGGCUUAUGACCCGGGACUCGAUGUGUGGGGUGGCGAGAACAUGGAAAUCUCCUUCAAGAUUUGGAUGUGCGGGGGCGAGAUCGAGAUCAUCCCCUGCUCUCGAGUGGGCCACAUCUUCCGGGGCGAGAACCCGUACAAGUUCCCCAAGAACCGGCAGAAGACGAUCCAGAGGAACCAGGCGCGCGUUGCGGAGGUGUGGCUGGACGAAUACAAGGAGCUGUUCUACGGCCACGGCUUCCACCACCUCCUUGACCGCAGCGCCGUGGACAUCGGGGACCUCACGGAGCAGGUCGCCCUCCGGCAGAGGCUCAACUGCACCAGCUUCAAGUGGUACCUGGACAACGUGCACCCCGAGAUCGAGUCCCACCUGGUGAAAGCCGAGGGCUUGAUGUUCAAUCGUGGUUUAAGAAAGUGCCUUGCUCUACACGGAACUGUUCUGUCCUUCACAACGUGUGAUCUCACCGAAAAGAGCCAGAACUUUAAUUACACCUGGCUGCGGCUGCUCAACCAGCACGACGUCUGCCUCUCAGUUCAGGAGGACGAGCAGUCUAAGGUGGCUCUGAUACCAUGUGACGCCACCAAGCCGAUGCAACGCUGGUUCUACAAAGCCGCCGGCUCGUCGAUGGGGGAGCACAUCAUCGCCGAGGCCAUCGUGCAGGACGUGUGCCUGGAGGCGGGCCUCAAGGGCUCGUCCCUCCGGAUCAACCGCUGUGAUGCCAGCAACACCCACCAGAUGUGGCAGUUCACCCACUAUUACGCUAAGACAACCUAGGGUGGGUGAUCCUCCACUAUGGGGAUCCUGCUCCAUGGUGUUCAUACUCAAAGUAGAUCUAUAUCAAUGGUGUUCUGCCUCAACGUAGAUCUAUAUCAAUGGUUAUCCACCUCAACGUAGAUCUAUAUCAAUGGCGUUCCACCUCAACGCAUCUUGACCAGAGGAGUUGUGUUGGACCAUGUUUGGUGUGAUGCCGUGCUGCUUUGAAGGUGAUGCUGAUUUGGGGAACGGGGCUGGGGUGGGGGGGGGGGUGGUUAUGAUGGAUCUGAAGAUAAAACCUGAGUGAUCAGAAUCUAGUCUUGUGUUUUUGCACAUAUUUGAAAGUGUGUGUGUGUGUGUGUGUGUGUGUGUGUGUGUGUGUGUGUGUGUGUGUGUGUGUGUGUGUGUGUGUGUGUGUGUGUGUGUGUGUGUGUGUGUGUGCGCGUGUGCGUGUGGAGAGAUGACAAUUGCGUUAUUUUAGGAGUAUAUUUAAAUUGGUUGAUUUAAGGAGAAAGACCAAAGAGUGUGUAAAAUAAAUGCAAUAAGCCAUGAGGCGUCUCCAUGUUAUGUGCAUUAUGCUGCGACUUUUUGUUUUUUAUGUAACCGUUCUCUUUUGGUACUGUCUAUUUUACACUAAUGCUGGGUUUGACUUUACCCAGAAGUCUGUGUUUUUAACGGCUCACACAACAAUGGAGUGAAUCUUUCGUUUGAACAAAAAUAAAUAUGGUUUAAAGGGU
Gadus chalcogrammus (walleye pollock) is the source of this 3512-nucleotide messenger RNA. RefSeq names its product polypeptide N-acetylgalactosaminyltransferase 5. Gene Ontology annotation, cellular component: Golgi apparatus. The transcript has 11 exons. NCBI's taxonomy places the organism in Eukaryota, Metazoa, Chordata, Actinopteri, Gadiformes, Gadidae. The record is from RefSeq and is a predicted model, not a curated record. The coding region runs from base 400 to 2796 and encodes 798 amino acids.